Molecule: messenger RNA, 3479 nt
Organism: Megalobrama amblycephala (Wuchang bream)
Lineage: Eukaryota; Metazoa; Chordata; Actinopteri; Cypriniformes; Xenocyprididae
Product: C-type lectin domain family 4 member F-like
Exons: 7
Coding region: 465-1178 (237 amino acids)
Source: RefSeq, a predicted model, not a curated record
AGAUGAGACAGGACAAAGAACUGAACAGAACAGGUAGUGCUUAAACCAGAACUAAAUGAGGGAACUGAGAUAAUAAUGAACACUAUAGGUGAACAAAAUGGCUAAUGAAUACACAGAGGAAAAAUAUAGGUCAUAGGGAAACAUAAUGAAACGGAACAUAACUCUAACAAUAGGGCUAGUGAAGCUAUAGACAUUUUAUGAUGUUUUAAGACUGUACAGUAUAUCUCGAUUGCCACCAUCCUCAUUCUUCUCUCUUGGAGAACUCAAAUAUAUAGCCCCAAUUAUACCUUAUUUCAGAGACUAUGUCUCAUUAUAUUCAAAAAUGAAAUAUUAGUAGCUAGAUCUCUUAUUGAGACUUAUGACUUAAUUAUUUCCUGUCUGUAUUAAUGUGAAUGACAUUUUAUGUGACUUCCUUAUUCUGAACAAAACGCAGCUGUGGACACAUCUUCUGUCAGGCUCAUGAGAUGGAUUUAAUGUAUGAAAAUUCUGGUGUCAUACUUUCAACAGUUGCUUCAAAUGAAAACUGCUCUCAAUUCAAAGGCAACUCCACUAAAAAGCAAGAAGCAGACCAGGAAGUUUGUCCAUCAAAGUGCACUAAAGUUCUUCUGAUCAUUCUCAGUGUCUCUCUUGUUUUGGCUAUUGGAGGUCUUUGUGUUCUGGGGAUAUUAUAUGUCAAUGUUUCAAUGCAACUGUCUGCUCAAGAGACCACCAGCACAAUCAUGACAGCAGAGCUCACAGACAACUACACCAGAGUUAGAGAACAACUGUCCUUUUACAAAGAUUGGGUUGGAACGCUGUACUUCUUCAGCUCUCAUAAACUCAACUGGUUGAGCAGUCGUGCUUUCUGUGUUUCAAAAGGAGCUGAUCUGGUGAUCAUAACCAGCCAAUCAGAACAGAUGUUUCUGAUCUCUAAAAUUAAAGAAAGUCAUUGGAUUGGUCUUAAUGAUCUGGACACUGAAGGACACUGGGUUUGGGUGAAUAACCAAACUCUCAAUGAAACUGGAGUACAGUUUUGGUUCAAGAGGGACACUCAGAAAAGUGAACCUGAUAACUGGAGAGUAGUAGAUCCCACUGGAGAGAACUGUGCUGUUGUGAAAAAUGAAGCCAUCGGUUCAAACGAUUGGUUUGAUAUUUCUUGCAAUUAUCAGAAGAAGUUUAUCUGUGCAAAGAAAUUUUAAUUUACCUCCAUCAGUGAUUUGUAUUGAAAGAGGUCUAUUUUGAACAUAUUCUUUUGGAUUUGCUUGCUUACUCUGUUAAAGUGAUGUAAUUUUCCUCCAGUGAAAUGUAUCCAGUUGUGAUUUGUCUGGCAUUUUUAAACUCUAGAAGCUAUAAACUGUCAAAACAACUGCAUUUCUGUAGCUCAAACAGUAAAGCAUGGCACUAGUAAUGCCAAGGUCAUGGGUUUGAUUCCCAGGAAAUGCAUCAACUGAUAAAACAUAUUACCUUGAAGGCAAUGUAUGUUGCUUUGAAUAAAAGCAUCUGCCAAAUUUAUUCAUUAUAUAUACAUAUAAAUGUCUCAUUAGUUAUAUAGGUCAGUAUGUUCCACAGGUAUUUUAACUCAACAGCACUUAUACGCAAUUCAGUUAAUCUCUGAUAACUGCUUCAUUUGCUCUGAUUUGCUCUGAAAAUCUAAAUGCUGAUCAUUUGAGAUUUCAUGUUUAAUAGGUGUAAGGGGUGGCUAUAUAUACAGUGCACAAUGAUGAAGAGUACAAGGAAAUAGUCUUUCAAUACAAAAAUCCACAGGAGAUAGGGCAGAAACACAGGUAACAUCCACAUUACAAGAUGAGACAGGACAAAGAACUCAACAAAACAGGUAGUGCUUAUACCAGAACUAAAUGAGGGAACUGAGAUAAUAAUGAACACUAUAGGUGAACAAAAUGGCUAAUGAAUACAUACGGGAAAACUAGGUCACAGGGAAACACAAUGAAACUGAACAUAACUCUAACAAUAGAGCUAGUGAAGCUAUAGACAUUUUAUGAUGUUUUAAGACUGUACAGUAUACAGUCUCGAUUGUAAUGCUUUUGCCACCAUCCUCAUUCUUCUCUCUUGGAGAACUCAAAUAUAUAGCCCCAAUUAAACCUUAUUUCAGAGACUAUAAUAUAUUCAAACAUGAAAUAUUAGUUGCUUGAUCUGUUAUUCACACUCAUAACUUCAUUAUUUUCUGUCUGUAUAAUGUGAAUGACAUUUUAUUCUGAACAAAACGCCGCAGUGGACACAUCUUCUGUCAGGCUCAUGAAAUGGAUUCAAUGUAUAAAAAUUCUGGUGUCAUACUUUCAACAGUUGCUUCAGAUGAAAACUGCUUUCAAUUCAAAGGUAAGGCCGAGAUAUUAUCAGUAUGCAUUCAUUUCUAUUUUAAAGAUUUAGCACUCUAGUAACGGUGUACAGAGGUUUUCAUUUGAAAACUCUUAAAAAUACAUUUUACUUAUAGGUAUAGAUGGUUCCAUAAAACUUCAGACCAGUUCUCACAUCACUGUUGCUUUAGGCAGUAUAUCUAAAUUUUUAAUUCACACUUUUGGCAGAUGCUUUUAUCCAGAACAACUAGUAUUACAUUUAACAUUGCAUGUGAAUGCUUUCUUCUUUCUGAAUCCAUGACCUUGUUUGUAUCAUCAUGAUCUGAGUUACAGGGAAGACAGAGUUUUAUUUAAAUGACAGUGUUGAGAACGUUUGACUCCCAGGGAACACAUGAAUUAAUAAAAUGUAUAUCUUGAAUGCAAUAUUUGGACAAAACAUCUGUCAAAUGUUUAAUUGUUGAAUGAACAUACACUUUAAAAUAAAAGCUCCAAAAGAUGGUUUUCAUAGUGAUAAAUCGUGGAAUGGAAUGAUUACAUGCAUUUGACUUCUGGUGUAAACUAAAAAUGUUGGUGUUCUCAAGAUGUUGUGAAAAACAGUAACAUGAUUUAUCUCAUCUAUCAUGAGGGGAUAGGGGUCACAUAGGUGUAGUUGUCAAAAUAUCUUUAUCUCAGUUAAGGUUUAAAUCAAAUAUCCACUGUUGUUUUCUCUAGAAGUGGUUUUGUAUGUUUUAUUUCAAACAACCAGGUUUAAACAUCAAACAUUUUAUAUAUUUUGAGUAAAAAUGAUCACAAUUAAAAUACACUGGCAAACAUUCAGUUCAGUGAACGUCAGUCAACUGCAAAAUGAAGGUAUAUUUUAAUUAAAUUAAACUUUAAAACGGAGUUCCCCAUCUGUCAGUGAGAUUUGCAUGGCCGACAGCUCACUCAUUCAGAUUUUUGCUUCGGAGCCGAGUGGCUGUUUGUGCUUGUGAGAUUCUAGAAACUUCAUGUGCCCGGUCUCUCUUCAUCAUGUGAUCUUUCUCUGUACACCCUAAAAGGAUUCAGGCCUCACGUCAUAAUUAUAAGUGAACUUUUACAGUCCUUUUAUGUACUUCAGUUACUGAACUGUUAGUUUCACUUCUUAUUUUCUAAUUAUAUAAUGUACCCCUGGACAAUAAACUGUGUGCCAUGAUUGAACUGCACUUUAUG